Venustampulla echinocandica is the source of this 1560-nucleotide messenger RNA. RefSeq lists its product as uncharacterized. Bases 1 to 1560 code for a protein of 519 amino acids. NCBI's taxonomy places the organism in Eukaryota, Fungi, Ascomycota, Leotiomycetes, Helotiales, Pleuroascaceae. The record is from RefSeq and is a predicted model, not a curated record. The transcript is spliced from 5 exons.
AUGGCAUCAGAAAUGAAACCUUACCAGGCCAUUUCAGCGAAGAAGAAAGCGCAGCAGCAGGACAGAAUUCCCAAAGCUUGGCGAAUUCCUACAGAUAAAUUUCAAAAUGCAACCAAUGUCAUGGAUGUACCGCUUACCUGCGGGCUGUUAAACGAGACAGAAUCCAGAAUCACUUCUGACUACGAUGCAACCGCACUUCUUGAACAGCUGAAGGCUGGAGUCUGGUCGGCUGAGCAAGUCACCGUGGCAUUUUGCAAAAGGGCUGCCAUUGCCCACCAGUUGACGAAUUGUCUGACGGAAAUAUUCUUCGACGAUGCUAUUGAACGAGCGAAGAAACUUGACCAGGAAUACGACCCGAAGUCUCGUGGAAAACCCCUCCCGCCGCUAUUUGGACUACCAGUUUCACUCAAGGAUAGUUUUCAAGUUUCUGGAUACGACACAUCGACUGGGUUGGGUUGCUAUGUGGAUGAGCCUGCGGAGGACAAUAGCGCGCUUGCUGCUAUGCUGAUUGACUUGGGUGCGGUCCUUUACUGCAAGACCAACCUGCCCCAGUCAAUCAUGACUGGCGAUAGUGACAAUAAUGUUUUCGGAAGAACUUUGAACCCUCGCAAUAAAUUGUUCACUGCGGGUGGAAGUACUGGAGGCGAAGGUGCACUCCUUGCCCUUCGAGGCAGCAUUCUCGGGGUUGGGACGGAUAUUGGUGGCAGCAUCCGUGUCCCGUCGGUAUGUAAUGGCAUCUAUGGGUUCAGGCCUAGCGUAGGGUUGGUUCCUCAUAGUGGUGUGCGAGACCUCACCCCGCCAGGGACAGAUGGUGUCCGGUCGGCAGUUGGGCCCAUGGCGACCUCACUCCGGGAUUGUGCUCUCUUUCUAAAGUCGAUAGUCCAAGCAGACACCUGGAAGUAUGACAGCACUUCGAUCUCGAUUCCGUGGGUAGAUCUCAAACCCGCACACAAGCUCCGGAUCGGUGUUGCUCAAAAUGACGGCGUCUAUACUCCAUCACCGCCAAUUAGACGUGGUUUGAAGCAGGUUGUCGACCUUCUCAGUGGCAAUAAUGAUAUUGAGAUCAUUCAUAUCAAUCUACCCGACGUCGAAUCGCACUAUCAAGACUUUAUCAGCUAUAUGACACUAUCAGGAAGUGAUUACUAUAACGAACAGUUCGAGCGAACAGGGGAGCCGACCAUCCCAUCACUGACGGCAAUCGGCCUUCUAUCGGUGCCAGGAACGACGCUGCAGGGCUUUUUUAAUUUGAAUGUCCGUCGAGCCGAGGCCGCGAAAACGUACCUCAAACUAUUUCGCGACAACGAUUUAGAUGUGAUUCUAAUGCCUCCAGCACCGCAUACGGCAGUUCCCCUGGACUCCUGGACGAAAGCGGCAUAUACUAGCCUGUGGAACUAUCUCGAUUACCCGGCUAUUGUGAUUCCUGUGGACCAGGUGCAAGAUAUGGACUUUGCUGACGAUUUGAGCAACGCCAAAUUCGGUCCAGAUGACGAGCAGCUUUACAGUCUGUAUACCGGCCCAGAACAGUACAAGGGCGCACCGCUAUACUGGACUCGAUCAUAA